Molecule: messenger RNA, 1788 nt
Organism: Bicyclus anynana (squinting bush brown)
Lineage: Eukaryota; Metazoa; Arthropoda; Insecta; Lepidoptera; Nymphalidae
Product: box C/D snoRNA protein 1
Exons: 5
Coding region: 145-1332 (395 amino acids)
Biological process (GO): snoRNA localization; box C/D snoRNP assembly; maturation of LSU-rRNA from tricistronic rRNA transcript (SSU-rRNA, 5.8S rRNA, LSU-rRNA)
Cellular component (GO): pre-snoRNP complex; nucleus
Source: RefSeq, a predicted model, not a curated record
AUCUGUGAUAUUGUUUAUGUUUUCAAGAUUUAAAUUUUUUUAGGUUAUUUAUAAAAUAUUUCUCAUUUUUUAUUGUGUUCAUUAAAUAUAACAUUAUAGAUGCUAAGAAAACAGUGAAUAACGAAAAAUACAAGUUAUACUUAAAUGUCUUCCUCUUCUGAUAGUGAUUCGGACAUUGAGCCAUCACACACUGCGAGGCUCGGCCGACUGGGUGAUUGCGAAGUGUGUGGCGGUAAGGACGCUAUAUACACAUGUCCCAAAUGCGAAGUGAAAACGUGCUGCCUCGAGUGUGUGAGGAUACACAAGAAGGAGCUCACGUGCGACGGCACGAGGGACCGCACCAAGUUCAUUUACAUGAAAGACUUCACUGACACUGACUUGCUGAGUGACUACAGGCUGUUAGAAGAAUGUGCCCGUUUUGUUUAUGCAGUGAAAAGGGAUGAGAAGAAACGAUUCACUAGGAUUGAUAAAGGCUUACCUCUUCAUCUACACAAACUGAGGUUGGCAGCUAGGCAAAGAGGAACAGUCCUGCAAUUCAUCGCACAAAACUUCACUAGACACAAAAUCAACACAACAAAGUAUAUGUACAAAACAAAUCUGAUACAGUGGAGAGUAGAGUGGAUCUUUCCUACGGUUGAGAACAAACCAUUGAAGUUUGUAGAUGAGACGUGUUCAGAGAAAAAGAAGUUAUCAGAACUGCUUGAUAAAUUUUUAAAUCCCAAUGCACCAGCUUUUGAAGGAUCAAAAGAAUUAUUGUAUUAUAAAUCAGCUGGAUUCAGUGGUGUCAAGGUUCUGUUGAAAGCCGAAAAACUUAAAGGUUCAGCUAAAAAAUUCUUUGAAUUGGAUUUAUCAGAAUCAUUGGCAGAAAACUUGUCAGGAAAAUGUGUUGUGGAGUUCCCAAUCAUAUUUGUUGUGCUCAAGGAUCAUGCUUACAACUUUGAAAUUAUCACUCCAGAGGAUGAAUUUGACUGUGAAACAAAUAAUGCAAAGGAUGAAACAGUAGACAAUAUUGACAAUAAGAAAAUAAACUUGAAGAGAUGCACAUCAAAUGACACUACUGAAAAGAGAUAUGAAAGUACCUCAAAUGGUGAUUUAUCUGUGAAAAAAGAUGAUGUGUUUAAGUCACAUGACACAACAAAUAAAGGAGGAUAUCAAAGAAAAAGACCAAAAAUCUUACUAACAGAAAAGAUUGCGGAGGAAAAGAAAAUGGAGAUACAAAAAGAAAUAAAAGAAGCAAAGAAAAAGAAACCCAAAAAUCUUUUAUUCACAACUGGUUAUUCAUCUGAGGAAAAUAUUAGUGGCAGUGAUGAUGAAAAUGAGAAAAAAUCUUGAUAAUAGACAAUUUUCACCUGCUGCUCAGUAAAGCAAAGUUGUAAAAAUGAGGUUCUAAGAGUUAAUUUGUCUAUUGGAUAAUUAUAUUUUUAAAUUCCAAUUUAAAGCUAUAUUUUUUAAAAUAGUUUUUUAGUGCAGUGUAAACUCUAUAAAGAAACAGUACAUUUUAUAAUGUAGAGUGGUCAUUAUAUGGAAAGAAAAAAAUAUUAAGUAACAUUAACAUUACAGUGUUUACAUUGUAUAUUAAGAUCUGCAGAGUUUACGCCGUAUAUUAAGAUCUGAAUUGUAUAGUUACUAGAAACCAAACCUACAAGACAUUUAUAAUACAACAUUUUUUAAGAACUUGCAAAAUAUCCAUGCAAACCAUAAAGUUAUCAAACAAAUAACAUCCCUGAUAUCCCUGAGCAUACCAGAUACAUUAUGUUAAAAGAUUAAUAAAAAAAAGUCAAAUAUAAA